AUGAAGAGCUCUGCUGCUACUGAUAAUAGUAGUCAUCACGUGAAAUGUGACAAGAAUAACAUUAAUGAUGAUGGUAAUAAUAGUUUUAUUGAGCUACCACCAAAUUCUCGUCCAUUAGAGCAUCAGAUCGCUGGACAUUUUUAUGAUCAGUCUAAAACAAAAUAUGGUUUAUUACAACAUUCAAAUGGAGAUGUAUUAAAACCAUUGUUAAAUCCCCCUCGUGGUCCAUGUGAAGAACAAUUUUAUAUUGAUGUUUUUUGUCAAACAUCCAAGUCAAAGUAUAAUUCAGAAGAUUUAAUUAAUUUACGAAAAUUUUUACCACAUUAUUUAGGUACAUAUAAAUGUCAAAAAAUGUCUUAUAUAAUAUUAGAAAAUAUUAUUCAACCAUUUAAACAUCCAUGCAUAACUGAUAUUAAGAUAGGUCGUAUUACAUAUGAUAAAGAAGCAAAUGAAGAAAAAAUCCAUCGAAUGUCAAAAAAUUCAGUUGUAGCUGAAAUUGGUUUUCAGUUAUCUGGAUGGAAAAUCUAUCGUUCUAAAUAUUAUGAAUAUCAUGACAAACGUUGUGUUCGAUCAUUGAAUAAAACAGAUAUUCUACAUGGUAUUGCUUAUUUUUAUGGUGCACCAAUUCAUUUACGUUUAGAUGUUAUCGAAUUGGUAAUAAAUAAAUUAAAUGAAUUGCAAGAUUAUAUGAAACAACAGCAUACAUUUGUAUUGAUAUCAUCAUCAUUAAUGGUUGUUUAUGAAGGUGAUGAUAAUGACCAAGAGUUGAACAAAAGUACAUUUGUUGAUGUUCGCUUAAUUGAUUUCGCGCAUGUAUUUCCACAAACAAAUUCAAAUCAGUCUGAUGAAAAUUUUUUAUUUGGAUUAGCAAAUUAUAUUGAUUAUAUGAAACAAUUAUUAGAUAAAAAUUAUGUUUACGUACCAAUAGAUAAGUUUGAACAUGAUAAUAAAACAGAUACGAAAAUUUAUUCAUGCUACAAACAGUUGUUAACCUAA
Molecule: messenger RNA, 996 nt
Organism: Didymodactylos carnosus
Lineage: Eukaryota; Metazoa; Rotifera; Eurotatoria; Philodinida; Philodinidae
Source: the annotation of a GenBank genome assembly